AAUAAAAAUUCGCUUUCUUAAAUAUUUGAAUUCUUUCUUACAACAGUAUGCUGAGGAUCCCCAUUUCUAUUCUCCCACAUCAAACACAUGCUCACUGUAUAUGAAUUCUGGAUUAAGCGUUUCAAUACAAACCUGGAGCAAAAGCAUGAAUAUGUUUUCAAUUGGAAAAUAAAAACAGAAUUGCUUCCAACUCCCGAGUAGAUUCUAUUUUAUUAAACUUCCAUCCAUGCAAAUUUUGGACAAAAUUCUCCGACCCGGAAGGAAAUUGGAGACGUUUUAAGUUUGGGUGAAGAGUCGACUGAAUCCCAAUUCAAUUUCAGUUGAGAAACAUCAACUUCAGCUCAACCCUAAUGUAUUGCCCAAGCCUCUCAAGACUGGGUUGGUCCACCCAAAUAACAACCUGUCAAAUAUUCAAGUAAGUAAUCAAUAAUUUUGUUACGAAAUCCUUGAUGUUGAAGUCAAAUUCAACCAGUGCCUACUGUUUUUGAGUUGGUGUAACAUCAAGAUCCACCCAAACCAAAGCCUCUCGCUUGUGUUUUAUGUGCUUCUGGGCUUCCACCAUGGUUUGAUCAUUUCCCUUUUUUCAUGUUUGGACCGACCCACCAUGCCACCAUGCCACACCCUAAUUUGAACAUUUGCCAGUUAGUUGUCUUGUUUCAAUGCAUGUUGCAAUAUCUCGCUUCAGGAUUCAAAAUGCCCAACGCCCAAAAUCAGAUUUGCUAGUAUAAUUUCCCUUUGAACAUUGUUAUUUUUUUUAGUUCUUUUUGAAAAUUUUGUUUCUAAAGUGAGACAUUCUUGGAAGAUUUGGGAGGAGGAAAUAGAGAAUGGUUGUGACAGUUAAUGGAGCAACAAUAAUUGAUGUUUUACAACAUCUAAUUCUGGAUUAAUAAAAGGAAUUAGUCAAACCCUAAACAGAAACACAUAUCAUAACCCAGUAGGUUAAUGCAAUGAUUCUUGAGGUUUUAGGUGAUGGGUUUGCAUCUCAACAACUAUUUGGUGCAGACAGCAACUCAUAGACCUUCAUGUAUCUUUCCAUCUUUCUUAUACUUCAAGGGAAGACCUUCUGAAGCAAUGCCUCACCAAUCAAACAUCUUCCACACAAAAACAAUUCUAAUUGAGUUCCUCUGUUUCCAUCAUCAUACACCUCUCCAUCUCCUCCCUUCUUUAAAAUUAUUUCACCAUAAAUAAACAUGCCUUAAGACCUCUCUAUCUUGCUCAUUGGUUUCCAUUGCAGUUCAUCUGGUAAUGGGGUCUUCAGAGAGAUCAAAGAAAAGAGUUCAGUUAUGGAAGAAAGCUGUUGUCCAAUUUUCUCUCUGCUUUGUUAUGGGUUUCUUCAUGGGGUUUGCCCCAGCGGGUAAGGCCUCAUUUUUUUCUAGCAAUGCUGCUGCAUUGAAUCAAUCACAGUUUUCCCCCCAACCAGUUGAGAUGUUGCAUCUUUCAAUGACACCGAAUGAUGGGAAUGGCAAUAGGACUUUGAUGGCUGAAACUCCAGUGGAAGUGCCGGCAAGGUCUAGAGAAGUGGAGACUGCAGAAGGCUUGCAGGAAGGAGAAGAUGAGCCCAAGUUGGUUCCUGGAAGGCUUCUGAUUAUUGUUACUCCGGCAGGUUCGGAAGAUCCUUCUCGGGGGGUUUUGCUGAGGAGGUUAGCUUAUACUCUAAGAUUGGUUCCUCCCCCACUGCUGUGGAUUGUAGUGGAAGCACAGACAGAUUCCUCUGAAGUUUCAGAAAUACUUAGGAAAACUGGUAUUAUGUAUAGGCAUUUGGUUUCCAAGGAGAAUUUCACCGAGCCAGCAGCUGAAAUGGAUCAUCAGAGGAACCUUGCGCUCAGUCACAUUGAGCACCAUAAGCUGAGUGGGAUCGUUCAUUUUGCUGCUCUUUCCAAUGUGUAUGAUCUCCGCUUCUUCGAUGAGAUUAGAGACAUUGAGGUGUUUGGGACAUGGCCAAUGGCAUCACUCUCAGCAAACAGGAACAAGGUGAUCAUGGAAGGACCCGUAUGCGAUUCUUCGCAAGUCAUCGGAUGGCAUCUAAAGAAAAUGAACAAUGAAACAGAAACAAGAUCCCCACUUCAUAUUUCCGGCUUCUCAUUCAACAGCUCUAUUCUUUGGGAUCCAGAAAGAUGGGGUCGCCCUUCAUCUGUUCAGGACAAUUCACAGAAUUCCAUCAAAUUCGUGAAAGAAGUGGCUCUUGAAGAUGAGAGUAAAUUGAAGGGUAUACCACAAGAGGAUUGCUCCAGGAUAUUGCUCUGGAAUCUGCAUAUUCCAGUGGGGACGAUACCAAGAUAUCAUCAAAGACUAACUCCAUUGGAUGAUAGUAGAAGAUGAUCAUAGAGCAAGUAAAGAGAAUCAAGAAGGAAAUACACAGGACCAGAGAUUGAAAUUAGAGGCAAAUAUAUGAUCCCUUAUGAGAAUCCCACCUUUAUUUUGUAAUUCCCUUUUUGAUAAUAUUUUUUUUUCACUUUUAGAAA
Messenger RNA from Vitis riparia (riverbank grape), 2462 nucleotides. Its product is annotated as beta-1,4-xylosyltransferase IRX9. The record is from RefSeq and is a predicted model, not a curated record. Gene Ontology annotation, biological process: plant-type secondary cell wall biogenesis; glucuronoxylan biosynthetic process. The transcript has 3 exons. NCBI's taxonomy places the organism in Eukaryota, Viridiplantae, Streptophyta, Magnoliopsida, Vitales, Vitaceae. Gene Ontology annotation, molecular function: xylosyltransferase activity; galactosylgalactosylxylosylprotein 3-beta-glucuronosyltransferase activity. Bases 1246 to 2319 code for a protein of 357 amino acids. Gene Ontology annotation, cellular component: Golgi membrane.